AUGGCGACACAACCCUUGACAAAGUGGAACGGUGGUCUCUUUGACUGCUUUGAGGAUAUAAACACUUGUUGCUAUGGUUUUUGGUGCUGCCCUUGCCUUGCUGGCACAGUUAUUGGAAGAUUUGGAGAGAAUCGCUGUCUGCUAUUAUGUGACCUGUGCAGCCCUGGGGCACUAAAUUCCUGUGGUACACCCCUGUUUGUUCCUCCUGCUGCCCUGUCUCUACGGGCUGCCAUUCGAAACAGAUACGGUAUCAAGGGUUCUAUCUGUAAGGACAUCGCUGCUUCCUGUUUCUGUGUGUGGUGCUCCUGGUGUCAGAUGCAUCGUGAGUUAAAACAUCGCAAUCAAGCUCCCACUGUUGUCAACAUGCAGCCUGCUCCAGUGGUGAUGGUUCAAAGAGGCGCACCUCCUGCUGUUUUCAUGAACCAACCAGGGGUCAUCAUGAGUUCAUACUGAGAUUUGUUGCUUUUCUUUGGAUGGUUUUGUCUUGACAAGAAAUUUUGAGACCAUGCUUCUGUUUCUGUUUGGUGUAUUUAGCAGUGAAACCUAAUGGCAGCAAAUUAAGCUGAUGCCACUUCCCUCUCAAAACAAAACCUAUUCACAACUCUCACUUUCACAUUCCAUUCAGUCCUUUGUCAAGCUUGCCUGAAGAUAUAUGGUUUAAAUCCAAAUUCUUUUCCGUAGUGCAUAGUUGAGUUGAACUUAGAUGCAUUGUUCUAAUAUGUAACACAAGAUUCAAGGACAUACCGCACUGUUUAGAAAGGGACUCACUGGUCUAUCAAAUGUGAAAAAUAAGUCUAAUUUUAAUGUCUUUUUAUAAACACUUAUAUCACUUGUUUAUGCCUAUUAUCUAUUCAGUGUAUGUUUGAUCAUUCUGUUUGACUGAUCAUUGUUCUCUGAAUCACUGGAAUAAAAUUAUUUGCAUUGUUUUCAA
This is a messenger RNA of Lates calcarifer (barramundi perch), 931 nucleotides long. RefSeq names its product cornifelin homolog A. NCBI's taxonomy places the organism in Eukaryota, Metazoa, Chordata, Actinopteri, Centropomidae. The record is from RefSeq and is a predicted model, not a curated record.